CUAAAGCACCAGUAAUGGGCAACGGUCUUUUUGUUAACCUCAUUUGCUGUGUCGUGACUUCUGUAUUUGGGAGUAAAUUUGAAAUUUUGAACUGAAUUUUUGGGGCCUUUUGGGAGGGAAACUGACUGAUUUUGUAUUAUCUGUACUUCAUGUCUUUUGUUUCAUGUUUGACAGUUUGUUAAUAUUUUCUUUAAUGAACUCCAGUAUAACCAUUUAGGCAUUUCUUUGCUAAAACGCUUAAUCCCAUUACCUGUAGCAGCUUUGCUUGAAUAAUGCUCCAGUUUUCGUAUGGUAUUUUAGGAAGAGAUACUGCUCUGGAAAACCCUAGCAUGGGUUUAUUGAUUGAUGGUUUAAUUUUUUUUUCUGCAAUCCCUUUAAAUUAUGGCCAAUAUUGCAUUUUACUCCAGAAUCCUAGUGGGCUCUCUCCUCCUAAGCAAAUGUGGAUCCGGUUUGUUUUGGCAAUUGGGACCUUCUGGCUCCCUAACCACAGUCAAGAUCACAGAUGAGCACAAUGCCAGAUUAUUUUUUGCCACCAAACAUUCAUCAUCCUUGCCUGUUCAAGUUCCCGUGGGAGUAUCCGACUUUCCUUCUAGGAUAGUCUAGCUUGGUUGCGUUUGCCUUGUACAUCUAUAUGCUGUACAUAAUUGGGUUCUGUAUUGGUAUUUCAGUGGUCAAAGAUGUUGCAGUGGAUUCUUUUGCCCUGAUCGUUGCUACAGGUUGCCUCACAUGCUGCUGCCCCUGCGUCACUUUUGGGCAAAUAGCAGAGAUAGUGGAUGAGGGUUCUGAAGAAUGCAUAUUGAGCGGAGGGAUUUAUGGUGCUCUGUGCUUUUAUACGGGGUGUUGUGCGUGGUGCUUUUCAUGGUUGUACCGAAACAAGAUGCGGGAAAUGUAUAACUUGUCGGAGAGCCCCUGUAACGAUUGUCUGGUUCAUUGUUGUUGCGAAUCAUGCGCGCUGUGCCGGGAAUACAGAGAACUUAAACACAGAGGAUAUGAUCCUGCUCUCGGUUGGACAGGUAAUCUGGAUAAGCAACUGGACGAGAUGAGUACCUCCACGACAGCUCCUGGGCAUCCAAACAUGGCAAAAUAAUUCCCGGCUCAUGACAUUUCUGUUUCAUCAGGGAUUUGGGAAUUCCGAUGGCUGUUCUGAAUAUUUAUCUCUGGAUUGGCUAUUGUAGUGGUUGUUAAUACUAUUGAUGAGUUGUGAAAUUUUAGUUCUACUUUUUUUAAUUCAAAAUGAAUGACAAUAUCUGGAUA
This is a messenger RNA of Cryptomeria japonica (Japanese cedar), 1254 nucleotides long. RefSeq names its product cell number regulator 2-like. NCBI's taxonomy places the organism in Eukaryota, Viridiplantae, Streptophyta, Pinopsida, Cupressales, Cupressaceae. The transcript is spliced from 4 exons. Bases 632 to 1087 code for a protein of 151 amino acids. The record is from RefSeq and is a predicted model, not a curated record.